Molecule: messenger RNA, 756 nt
Organism: Puccinia triticina
Lineage: Eukaryota; Fungi; Basidiomycota; Pucciniomycetes; Pucciniales; Pucciniaceae
Exons: 4
Coding region: 1-756 (251 amino acids)
Source: RefSeq, a predicted model, not a curated record
AUGAGAUUCGACUUUAGAACCUCUGUUACAGUCCUUGUCGUCCUUAUCCCCUUUAGUUGGGCUCUCGAAAAAAGCCCUGCAAGCCAUCACGCCCUCGAAUCCCGCAGUACCGACGACGAAGGAUGGUUCGAUUUAUCAGUAUCAUUCCGCAUGAAAAGGGAGGAAAGUAGCUCUUCGCCUCUACAGAAACGGUCGGAAUUCCCGGCAUCCACCCCAGUCAUCCUGAAACGAAGCCCAGAAACUGGUAAACUGGUCUUGCCACGCAGUUUAUCAGAGGCGCUCACAAUGGCUAGCCAAGUACCCGAGAUAGUCAAAAGGUCACUUCAACGCCGCACAGCCUUGGCCCGAAGAGCAAUGAGGGUGAUAAUAACGUGGUACGAUGGUCAUGAUCUUCUCAAGCCCGCUUGUUUUGAUGAAAGCACCAAGUGGGCACCCACUGAUGAUUCGAUGGUUGCUGCUGUGACUAUUGACUGGGCCGGGAAGCCUCGAUGCGGGUCGUUUGUCAGGAUCGAACACCUGUCGGACCCGACGAAGCAUAUCGUCGUUCGGAUCGCUGAUGAAUGCGGUGGAUGCCCCCCCAAAAUAGCCCACAUCGAUCUGACAGUCGGCGCUUUCAAGAAACUUUAUGAUAAAGACGUCGGCGAGGUCGGUGGUUUGAAAGCCAAGGUGGUUCCUUGUCCCCGUGAAAUUGAAAAGGAUUGGUCAAAAGAAGUGAUCGACACUUACGGCCCGAAGGAAACCAUUAACAUCUCGUGA